AAAUCUAUCGGCGAGGUCAAGCGGGCCUACCCCACACCACCACUCCCACCGCCGCUUUCGCCGAGCGCGUUCCCGCACCGCGGGGGCGAACCGAGCCUGGUAGCCUACGAACUUGAAAGUUAAUUCGAAUUGUGUCCAUUUCGUUUAAGUCGUUAACUCGCACCCUUAUAAGGUAGCGCAGUUCGCCAAAGGCCGAGCGACAUGGAGGCUCUAAUCCCGGUGAUUAACAAGCUGCAGGACGUCUUCAACACGGUCGGAUCGGAGUCCAUUCAGCUUCCUCAAAUAGUCGUGGUGGGGGCCCAGAGCAGCGGAAAGAGCUCGGUGUUGGAGAGCCUGGUGGGGCGAGACUUCCUCCCCCGUGGCACGGGCAUCGUGACGCGUCGGCCGCUCGUCCUACAACUCGUCCACGUCGUACCUGACGAACGCAUCAGGCCCGGAGGAGAAGAGAAUGCCGACCGGAGUCAGAGAGGAGAAACACGCGCAGGAGUCGAGGCUGAAGAAUGGGGAAAGUUUUUGCACACCAAGAACAAGAUCUACUCAGAUUUUAGUGAAAUUCGCCAGGAGAUUGAAAAUGAGACCGAACGGAUCACGGGCACCAACAAGGGAAUCAGUUCCGAGGCCAUCCACCUCAAGAUUUUCUCUCCACAUGUGCUCAACCUGACGUUAGUCGACCUGCCGGGCAUCACAAAGGUUCCGGUCGGCGAUCAGCCUGUGGAUAUCGAGCAACAGAUCCGAGAACUUAUCAUCAAGUUUAUUGGAAACCCCAACUCCAUCAUCCUCGCCGUCACAGCUGCCAACACAGACCUGGCCACCUCCGAGGCCCUGAAAAUCGCACGUGAAGUGGAUACCGAUGGGCGACGCACCCUCGCCGUCAUCACAAAGCUCGACCUCAUGGACGCCGGCACGGACGCGAUGGACAUCCUGACGGGUCGUGUCAUCCCCGUCAAGCUCGGCAUCAUCGGCGUCGUCAACAGGAGUCAGCUGGACAUCAACACGAAGAAGAUCAUCUUAGACGCGAUGCAGGACGAGCAGACCUUCAUGCAGAAGAAGUACCCGUCGCUCGCCAACCGCAACGGAACCAAGUUCCUUGGCAAGACCCUCAACAGGCUGCUCAUGCACCACAUCCGCGACUGCCUUCCCGAGCUGAAGACGCGCGUGAACGUGAUGGCGGCGCAGUACCAGUCGCUGCUGGGCGGCUACGGGAACCCCGUGGACGACAAGAACGCCACGCUGCUUCAGCUCGUCACCAAGUUCGCCGCCGAGUACUGCAACACCAUCGAGGGCACGGCCAAGCACAUCGAGACCUCCGAGCUGUGCGGGGGGGCGAGGAUCUGCUACAUCUUCCACGAGACGUUCGGCCGCACCCUGGAGUCGGUGGACCCCCUGGGCGGCCUCACCACACUGGAUGUCCUCACCGCCAUCCGCAAUGCCACGGGCCCCCGACCAGCGCUAUUUGUCCCGGAGGUGUCGUUUGAGCUGCUCGUGAAGCGUCAGAUCAAGCGGCUGGAGGAGCCGAGCCUGCGCUGCGUGGAGCUGGUUCACGAGGAGAUGCAGAGGAUCAUCCAGCACUGCAGCAACUACAGCACACAGGAACUGCUGCGAUUCCCCAAGUUGCACGAUGCCAUCGUGGAGGUCGUGACCUGCCUGCUACGCCGCCGACUCCCCGUCUCUAACGAAAUGGUCCACAACCUGGUUGCUAUCGAGCUGGCGUACAUCAACACCAAGCAUCCGGACUUCGCCGACGCUUCCAUGGUGUCCACGCAGAUCAACAACAGCCUGGAGGACCAGAGGCGGCGCAACCGCACCUUCCCAGGGAUGCAGGGUGACUCCGCAGCAGUUGUGGAUGGCAAAGGACCCAAGGCGGGGCAGGAGGCUCAGGAGGGGGCGCCGGGGCCCCAGGCCUGGCGUCGCGGGAUCAGGGCGGAGGAUGGAGACGACAAAGCUCGCGCCGCCGGGAACCACCACACUCCGGCGUCUUUCAACAGCCCCAUGAAGGGCCCACCCUCCAUCAACCUCCUGGAUGUGCCUGUGCCAGUUUCACGGAAGCUGUCGGCAAGGGAGCAGAGGGACUGUGAGGUGAUUGAGAAGCUCAUCAAAUCUUACUUCCUCAUUGUCCGGAAAAACAUACAGGACAGCGUGCCAAAGGCGGUGAUGCACUUCCUGGUGAACCACGUGAAGGACAACCUGCAGAGUGAGCUGGUGGGGCAGCUCUACAAGCAGCAGCUGCUGGACGAGCUCCUCACGGAGUCGGAGGACAUGGCCCAGCGCCGCAAGGAGGCAUCCGACAUGCUGAAGGCACUGCAGCGAGCCAGCCAGAUCAUUGCCGAGAUCCGAGAAACGCACCUGUGGUGAAGUGACUUGGUCUAACCGAAUCACCAGACCACAAGUCCACCGGCUUACCGGGAGGGAUCAGCCACCCCAGCUCCUCCAAGGAGGCCAAGUCGCGACGGCUUCAGGAUUGAAUAACAUUCACCACGGGUUUUUGAAACAGAGCGCGGCUGUCCACACGUUGGUGAGCGAACUGUGCACCCUGCGUGCGCCAAACGGCACGGAGAGAAAAAAAAACUCGAGGCAAACUUAGUAAUCGGUGAGGCAGGGCUGCGCUGGGGCGUGGGCUCCGUAAAAUAAAACCUGUGCUGGACCACGAGAAAAUCCUUUUGGAGUAUAAAUCAGCCGUUGAGUAAUGCGCGACGUCUGGGGUAAAAUUUAUUUUAUUUUGAACUGGGUGUGUGUAAAAAAAGGAGAGCGUUUUCAUGAUGAUUAAUGUCGUAUCGUACCGACCUCACGAGCAUCACAAUAAACGCAUAGUUUUAGCUCACGAUUUGCGCAACACUUUUCUCCAACGUGAACCAUUGCCGCGUUGUUGUCUGUCGAGCCCUCAUCCAUACACAAUAACCCAUCCACGUUGGCAUGGCCCCACCUCUCCCUAGUGUAAGUACACAUACUUGCUGCUUGCAUUCGUGGAAGUUACAUUUGCACCAUUUGUGCGUAAAGAGGGGGAGCAUGCUUGAAUUAUUUUUUUACCUACUGCCAUUAAAUUAUACAUUUGUGCGUAGCUGCUUAACAUAACCACGCAUUCGGAGCGGUCUUUUCUGUUAACAAGGCUGGUUUAUUCGAUGAAGUCGAUGGUCUGAACACGUAUUGCCUUUAUUUAUUACAGUAGUCGCAGGGAAGCAAUGUACCACUCGCAACCCCACCUAACAAGGACUGCACGAUUCAUCCAGAGCAGGGGUUUACAACCCUGGCAGCUCAUUGCACUCCACGUCUCUAAUGCCCAUCAACCAAAUAAGCAAUGCACCUCUAUGUAAUUUUCCUGGCGUGUGGCGGUGGUGAUAUGUUUUCACGAUGGAAUCUUCAGAGGUUGUGUGUGGACAUCUGAUAUGAAGACGAUAUUAAAAUCCAGUUGUAUUGCAAUGCAGCAACUUACAGAUGGGACUUGGUGGGUCACGUGGAAAUUGAGCUAUUGUAUGCAUUGAGCAGUACAGCAAGUAGGCAUUUGAGCAUUCUCCCCCUUGUAGCCGGGUUUUCUCCAGGUACUCGAGUUUCAUCCCCACACACCUACUUGUGAUGACUCUUGAGGCUUGGCGUGGCUUUCCUGGGCAAAUACUAACAUUACUUUAAUUUUGCAUGGUGAUUAUAGAUUCCUGCGGGAAUAUGGACCAUGAGGGGGGGAAAUACAGGGUUUGACAUUGACGUAGAGAGAAUAGUGCAACUUGAUGCAGUAUGUUUUUGAUUUACACUCAAAACAACUUUAAAGCCAACUUCGCCUGCGUGAGAAGAAUUUGCGUGAAGUCGUGCCCCAAGUCUUGCCGUCAUCGGUGGCAUACAUGGAAAGCUCUGUAACAGACAAGUAGCCCUACAACAAACUUAUCUGGAUAAUAUGCUUGUAAAUGAGCCGAUUGAACCAUGGUUUCACAAGCUGUAUAAAGCUCCUGCUGAAUUGUGAAAGAAAAUAAUGCUCGUCAAAAACUGUCCAUAAAAUUGAAUGAAAAAAAUAUACGGGAAGCCUGCUCUUUUGGUUCUGAUGCUGCUGCACUGACUUUCUGAGUGACUUUAAUGCAAAUCUGUCUCUUUUGAGUAUGGAAAGUGACAGAAUUCAAUGCAUACUCAACAUUUUGCUUGGCGUGAUAUUCGCCCAGGCUAGAAUACAAAGCAUAAGAGCUGAAUCUGUCAACUCAUUAACGUAGAAUUAUUGUUGUACAAACGCGUUAAUUUCUCGCCGAAUAUUAUCCCGGUUGCUAAAUUGCACAAGUAGGCACGUGACUAGUAGCCAUGGCCAUAACCAGGAGGUGCACUGGAUGUGGUGUGCCGGAUGCAUACAUAUUUUGAGGGUCAUCGACCCGGACAGACUGAUCUGAAAUGAAUCCCUGGUUGUACUUGCUAGAAAAAAUUAAAUAAAAAUACAAAUUUGAGCUCAUGUUGACACUGCAACCGUCUCACGGGUUUUAAGCCGGCAUGACAUUUGUUAGGGCACAGGCUUAGAAUAUAACUCUCAUGGGGGUAUUUGAGUGGCGCGUGUUUUUUUUAUACGUGCAUGAGCUAUCCUGAAGUCCCCAAUGAAAUGAAACCUGUUUUGUGUUGCACAGACAAGAAUGCCACGAGGUUUUUGAGAAGGCAGUGGCACGUGCAGUGGCUGCUGUGUAUGGCUCCCGGUGAAUUGUAAGACUCCUUUUGUUUUAUAACAAUUAUACAUGUGUCAUUAAAAGCAAAAGGUGAAGACAUCGGUGAAGGCA
Molecule: messenger RNA, 4733 nt
Organism: Lethenteron reissneri (Far Eastern brook lamprey)
Lineage: Eukaryota; Metazoa; Chordata; Hyperoartia; Petromyzontiformes; Petromyzontidae
Gene: DNM1L
Product: dynamin 1 like
Biological process (GO): endocytosis; peroxisome fission; intracellular distribution of mitochondria
Cellular component (GO): mitochondrion; cytoplasm; membrane
Molecular function (GO): microtubule binding; GTPase activity; GTP binding
Source: RefSeq, a predicted model, not a curated record